GAAAGAGGGCUAAAACUCUCUGGGCCAAUCAGAAGUGCCGCUGAGCUCUUCACCCUCCAGCAGAACAACACAACUGAGAGGCUGGACUAACAGGAACUCUAUGCUUUGUUCACAGGCAGCUCAGACUAAAGCUAGGCCCUUGUGGAACCGCCAAAGCUCUGCCUCCCUCCUGGAUCUGCACCAGCCCUCUCCUGCUGUCUUCAGCCUUCGCCAGGACCUUGCUGCUGCCUCCAGCCCUUCUUGGCCUCAGCCCGUUCUACGUCCUGGCAUGUUUAGGCCGACGUGCUAGCCCCCUUUCUCACUGGGGCCACCCAACUGGCCUACUACACCCUUGAGAUGGAGGAGGCGCAUGACUACAAGCUGGUAAAGGCAGAAAUCCUCACCCCAUGCGGCCAGUCUCCAGUCAACGCGGCCAGGGACUUCCAUAGAUGGCGGUACGACCCCAGCGCUAACCCCGGACCCAGAUGGAUGACCUCCUUCGCUGCUGCCACCGGUGGCCACAACCAGACCAGCUGUCAGCCAAAGAGGUCACCGAGCGGGUGGCCAUGGACCGGUUCCUGCGAGCUGUCGGAACCCAGAGCCCCUCCCUGGGUGGACACUUCAGGGUGGUGCUAGAGCCUUUUUCAAUUACCAAUAUUAUCAAAAGUCUUAUAUCCCAGAUCAAAAAUGCAGGAAAAAACAAAGAAAUAAAGAACUCCUCCAGGCUUGGAAGAGAAAAAGCAACCAGCUUUAUUUAACAAAAUAUCACCAGAAAUGGCACUCAAAUACACAGAUUCAUGAAUCGAUGCAGUCAAGUAUGCCCCCCUUCACCAGUCCCCCAGUAUAUAUACCUUCUAACCUUGCUCGGCUAAAUUUUUUCUAUGGAUUGGAAUCAACUAAUUUUUCCCCCUAAAAAACAGCCCCACCUUUCUGUGGCCUUCAUAUGGCCUAUGUGUCACAAGUUUUAAUUUAACACGUAUUAGUUGUUGAUCUGCCUGGAUUUAAACCAAAAAACACAUUUAUUUCAUUACACAUUUAGUUUAUCACUUAUAUUUUAACCUACAUCUACAUGCUCCAUAUGUUUGUGUACGUGUUGUUCCUGUGUGGUUCAUGGUGAUUGCCUGGCAAGUACUUAGAAUCCUGGGGAUUUUUACCAUUAUUUAAGGAAAGGGUGCUACCCUUAUUUUACUUUAGGUUUCAUUUGUUGCUUAUGUGAUAAUGAUAAUGUGGUAAAAAAAAAAGGAUUAAACUACCUCUGUGAUCAUAGUUUAGUUUGACUGAAAUUGAGUUUAUUUAUUUAGGUUAGGAUUAGUCAGUUUGUUUUAAUUCAGUUUAAUUUGAUUUUCUAAAUCUUCUCCAUUGCUUCAAUCCCUUUAACCCUUUUAGGUCCGUAUUUUUCCAUUACAUUUAUUCAGUGUUUUCUCCCUAUGUUUACAUUAACAUCAGCCCCUGCAAUAAUAUUUUACUUUGCUUGCUUUUCCUGGCGCCUCAAUAACAUGUUCUCCAAACACACUUCCGUCUCGGCACCUGUUGUUUUGUUUAUUACUUUUGCCACAAGGAAUUUUACUAUUUUUCCAUUUACCUGGGUAAGCUACUUCUUAUUUACAUAGGUGGUAUGAUAUAAUUUCUGUACUUUAUAUAAAGUUUAUAUUAACUUUAAUUUUUAAAAAAUAACCUUCAGCUCUCUCUCGAACGUCAGUGUCAUGUCAGAUAAGACUGUUAUGGUUUUCUCGCACCUAAGCUCAAGGAUUCUGAAUUUUCUCCAUGUUUUUCGGUCUCAGUGGAGCCAGCUCCAUGAUAGGAUAUGAUACGCUAGCUUAUGCCCUUGUUUACGCCAAAGCCAGACCACAGACCAAAGUUUGAGAAUAAUGCUAACUAACCCACUCAUCCAGUUUUGCUCAUCUCUAUUGUAAUGGAACAUGCAGAUCCCGAACAUCAGAGGGUGCCCUCGCCUAAGUUUUGAAUUCAUGAACGGACUUCCGGUUUCUAGGGUAUUUAAACGCCAUUCAGGCCUUCACUCAUCGCGAAGUAGCAACCUCUCUAGAGACUACUGAGUGUUUUCUAAGAUUGCCUAGAUAUUCUGCGUAUGAUCCUUGCCUGUUCUAUUGUGACUAUGCCUUUUGAUCUUGUGAUUCGGUUUUGGUUACUAAGUGUUUGUUUUCUGGCUUUUUGACUCUUUUGAGGCCCACAUCGCUUUUGAGUAAUUGCCUGCUGUCUAUGAAUAAAGUUCCGCAAAUGGAUUCAGAUCAACCCGCCUGGACUGUCCAUGAUGGACAGAAGCCUGCUCAGUGCCGUCUCUCUGCCACUGAUGUCAGGCUGUCCAGUUCUGAGCCCACAAUCGAGCCCGCCUUCCUCACCAGUUUGUCCAGACUGCCACAUAGAAGAGGGCACUCGCCACAACAGUCUGAUAGAACAUCUGCCAUAGAUUUUUGCAGAUGUUAAAGGAUGCCAACCUUCUUAGGAAGUACAGCCAGCUCUGUCCUUUCCUACACAGAGCGUCUGUGUUGGCAGUCCAGUCCAUUCUAUCAUCCAUUUGUACUCUCUCAUGGUCUGUCUCUCUGUCUGUCUCUCCUGGUCUGUCUUUCUGUCUGUCUGUCUCUCCUGGUCUGUCUGUCUGUCUCUCCUGGUCUGUCUGUCUGUCUCUCCUGGUCUGUGAGCAGUGAAGUGUUUCUGUGCUGAACCGAACAUUUCGUUAGUCUUUGUGACUAAAGUAAAAAAACUGCAGUUUUUUGUAGCUGUUGUAUAUAUAUCCAUGUAUCUGUGUGUGAUUCUGUGCAUGUGUGUGUGUGUGUGUGUCACAGAGAGCUGGAAGGCUAAGUUUAUCAAAACUGACAGGAGGAAGCUGUUGAACUAUAAAGCUCAGCUGGUGAAGUCCCUGCAGCCCAAAGUGUACAGUCCCAUCACUGGCUACUUCACAGAGGCUCAUCCAUCUGACAGGUCUUAAUCAUCAUCAUCAUCAUCAUCAUCAUCAUAAUAAUUAUAAAAUUGGAGUCCAAAAAGCCAAUAUUAUGCCAUCAACAGUGUGUGUGUGUGUGUAUUUCUGUCUAUCUGUCUGUGUGUGUGUGUAUUUCUGUCUAUCUGUCUCUGUCUGUCUGUGUGUGUGUAUGUGUGUGUGUGUAUGUCUGUCUAUCUGUCUCUGUCUGUCUGUGUGUGUGUAUGUGUGUGUGUGUAUUUCUGUCUAUCUGUCUGUGUGUGUGUGUGUGUGUAUUUCUGUCUAUCUGUCUCUGUCUGUGUGUGUGUAUUUCUAUCUAUCUGUCUCUGUCUGUCUGUGUGUGUAUUUCUGUCUAUCUGUCUCUGUCUGUCUGUGUGUGUGUGUGUGUGUAUUUCUGUCUAUCUGUCUCUGUCUGUCUGUGUGUGUGUGUGUGUGUGUAUUUCUGUCUAUCUGUCUCUGUCUGUCUGUGUGUGUAUUUCUGUCUAUCUGUCUCUGUCUGUCUGUGUGUGUGUGUGUAUUUCUGUCUAUCUGUCUCUGUCUGUCUGCGUGUGUGUGUGUGUGUAUUUCUGUCUGUCUGUCUCUGUCUGUCUGUGUCUGUGUAUUUCUGUCUAUCUGUCUCUGUCUGUGUGUGUGUGUGUGUGUGUGUAUUUCUGUUUAUCUGUCUCUGUGUAUGUGUGUGUAUUUCUGUCUAUCUGUCUCUGUCUGUGUGUGUGUGUAUUUCUGUCUAUCUGUCUCUGUCUGUCUCUGUCUGUGUGUGUAUUUCUGUCUCUGUCUCUGUGUGUGUCUGUGUAUUUCUCUCUAUCUGUCUCUGUCUGUCUGUGUGUGUGUGUGUAUUUCUGUCUAUCUGUCUCUGUCUGUCUGUGUGUGUGUGUGUAUUUCUGUCUAUCUGUCUCUGUCUGUCUGUCUGUGUGUGUGUGUGUGUGUAUUUCUGUCUAUCUGUCUCUGUGUAUGUGUGUGUGUGUGUGUGUGUAUUUCUGUCUAUCUGUCUCUGUCUGUCUGUGUCUGUCUGUGUGUGUAUUUCUGUCUCUGUCUCUGUGUGUGUCUGUGUAUUUCUCUCUAUCUGUCUCUGUCUGUCUGUGUGUGUGUGAGAGAGUAGUACUAACCACCUUUCGUCAAAGUGUAUUUUGACAGUUCUAGGUGAAAGUUUGUCCAAUCAGAACGCAUUGUGACAGGAAGUCCCGCCCCCUUUCAUCCAAUCAGAACGCAUUGUGACAGGAAGUCCCUUGUGACCAAUGAGAUUCUUUUAUUUUCCGGAUAUCCCGCCCCGAUUCCCCCUCCCAAUUUUUUGAAUAUCCAUUCACGCGCACCAGGGUUCCAUUCGCGCACUUCAGGGUGUGUGCAAAAGUAUUCGGACAGUGCGCAAGGCCGUCCGCGGGAAUGCGAGGCCGAAAGUUUUCGGACAGUGUGUGAGGGUGCAUUUCACGCGGCUGUGUCUUGAACUUAUGGUGUGAUUUUGGUGUGGACAUUUUAUUAAUUAUGGUGUGGACAUUUUAUUAAUAACCUUUAUUUUUUUUUUUAUUUGUGAAACGUAAACGGAUAUAUGCAAAAAGAGGAUUAAUGGCGUAUCACGGGAGUUCUAUUAUCAACGAGACCCUUAUAUCGAUUUUUCAAGAUCCUGGCAAAGAGGGUCCGUGGAAAAGCAGCGCGUGUCUUCAUCAUACUCAGGCACCGCCGUCGGAUCCGUUGUGCGAGGAAUGGCCUUUGGAUUCCGGGGGCCGAUGGGGUUAUGUGUUUAGAUACGAAAUAGGGGAAUUGCAGCUUUAUCAGUUGAAGUGUGGAGAGACGGUCCCGAGGCGUCUGGCUUCGUUAUCCUCUAACGACUGGGGUGUGUUAAAGAAGGUCUUCCUUGAGAAUUUUAGUGAUAGGAAGUCCCACCCCCCUUUGGACCGCCCCGUGCAAAUGUCAGGCCAAAAGUUUUCGGACGGUGUGCAUUCACCCACCGACCCCGUCUCAGGCAACCCAGGCGAUGUCUCUAACAGGGAAGUGAGGCCCGAACAGUUCCGACGGCCGAGAAUUCCGCAGCCUCUCCGCCAGCGUCGUGACGGAGGAUUAUUGCGUCUCGCCGAAAUAACGAGCGAUUUGAUUCGUGAUCUUUUUCGUGACUACACUGCCACGUUUUCUAACGUGUGUGAAAAGGUUUUGAGUGAAAUGUUUUGAGUGAAAUGUUUUGAAUGUAUGUUCGCCUUGGUAUAUAUUUUUGACAUUGUGAUUGCAAGGUUAUAGAUAGGGGGCAAUUAUAUAAUAAAAUUGUGCAUGAAAAAAUAAAAAAUCAUUUAACCCUGAGUUGUGACAUUUUAUUUAGCCCCUCGUUCAAAGUAAAAAGCAUACAAAAAACAUAAAACAUAUAAAAUAAAUACAUAUAUCAUUAAAAAAUAAAAAAAAUGGAUGAGACAUUAGAGAGGGUCCUUGCCAAAUUAAGGUUAAGCGUGGAAGGGCUAAGGCUUAUCCCGCCCUCCUUUCGCAUAGACACAUGGCAGGAGGUAUAUGAUAAUACCGCCGUCUUUCGGCAAGAUCCUCUACAGGCGAUAGAAAAUGCCAUCCUCAGUUUAAAUAGAUCCUAUAAUCUGUUUAUGGAAAUCGAGGCUGUUAUUCAUUCUAUAAACACGGAAGCAGG
This is a messenger RNA of Hemibagrus wyckioides, 5525 nucleotides long. RefSeq lists its product as uncharacterized. The record is from RefSeq and is a predicted model, not a curated record. Lineage: Eukaryota; Metazoa; Chordata; Actinopteri; Siluriformes; Bagridae. The coding region runs from base 3098 to 4039 and encodes 313 amino acids. The transcript has 2 exons.